AUUUAUUAUGCUAUCUGGUCACCACCUCCUAAUAUUUUUAAAUCGGGUAAUAUUUCACCUAGCGCUUCACCCAGUAUUAUACGUACAUUCCUUUUGUCAAAAAAUUCACAGUUAACGCCCACAGAUAACCUUCUGCUAGAGAAACUUUCAUCUCUUGAAAACCGGCUGAUCUAUGCAGCUUACGGACAAGAAGCUUUACUUGAAUGUAAUUAUUGUAAAAGCGUUACAGAUUAUUCCAUGUUUAUUGUUCCUAACAUGGUUUGGUCUUAUGUUAUGAUGCUUAUGGUACUUGGAAUUUCUACUAUGACUAAACGUAAAUCACAUUGGAGGAUUUAUGGAGUAAUAUUUCUUAUUGGAUGUGGAUUUAUUGAACUCUACACUUUAUUAACAACAGACAUUAGAAAAAACGCGGCACAAGGUGUUAUAGAAUUUUUAUAUAACAACACAGAUUAUUAUAGAAGAAUGGCAUUCGCAGGGUUAUCUCUUGCA
Molecule: messenger RNA, 489 nt
Organism: Dentiscutata heterogama
Lineage: Eukaryota; Fungi; Glomeromycota; Glomeromycetes; Diversisporales; Gigasporaceae
Source: the annotation of a GenBank genome assembly